Molecule: messenger RNA, 2707 nt
Organism: Microcebus murinus (gray mouse lemur)
Lineage: Eukaryota; Metazoa; Chordata; Mammalia; Primates; Cheirogaleidae
Gene: LIX1L
Product: limb and CNS expressed 1 like
Biological process (GO): autophagosome maturation
Cellular component (GO): cytoplasm
Source: RefSeq, a predicted model, not a curated record
GUUCCAGCCACCUUCUUUUCAGGAGACCAAGUGACCAACUGUGGUUGUAGAAGAAAAGGCAAGUGUCCUGUGUCCUGAAGGUUUUAAGGCAUUUGGCAGGCUUUCAUUUCCUCCAAUUUCCCCUAUGUCCAUCCUUGAAUUCUUUAAGACUCCUACAAAGAGUCCCUUCCUCCACCAGCAGAUAUAUCCAGUAUAUUAACUGCCCUUUUUCUAGCUUCCUAUUUCUUGGCCACUCACAGUUUUUACUCAGGGUCUAAUUUUCAUAUCACCAGCUGAGUUUCAUCUAUUUUCUUCUACUUCUGGCCUCUAUUUCCUCAUCUUUGAUUUCUUUGAUUUCUGAUCACUGCAGGAGAGGUUGGGGUGGCAGUUAAUAUAACCUCACCUAAGUAAAAAUUGCAAAAUGGUCAAUUGACAGAGUGUGUAGUGUGUGUGUGCAUGUGUGCAAAGAAAUUAGAAGAAACUAGCCUGACAGUUUCUAUGAACAAGGUACCUUUCUUAAUCUGUCCCCCACUAUGACUUCUCAGCUGGUUUUCUGCAUACACUCUCUUUCUCACUCUAAAGGGAGGUAAAGGGAGCCUUUCAUUCUAUUUGCUUACUUUCCCCCUUGCUUAUAAUAGAUGAAAUCAUAACUUUACCCAACAAUGUGUCAUAAUGAAAAAAUAAAAAUAUUGGGAAUCAGAACACCUAUGUCUGAGCGCCCCUUAGCCAUGUCCUCGCUAUUUAAUUUUGGUCAAUUUAUAUAGCCUCCCUGAGCAUCUGUUUCCUUAUCCAUAAAAUAAUAAAAUCUAGUUAGUGAUUGUGAUCAUUAAAUAAAACAAUGCACUAAAGUACAUUGUAUAGUAUAUGCUCAUGAAAUUCCAGUAUCUUUCUUGCUUUCACUCCACCACCAAUUGCAUGUGAUACUGGACAAGUCGCAUCACUUCUCUGAGCCACACUUUCCUCAUCUACAUCUAUAAAAUGAAAUGGUCAGACAAAUGAUCUCUAAGAAUCCUCUGUGUCUACAAUUCUCUGCAGCCUUGCAUGCAGGCCCAUUUUUUUCUUCAAGCCCCGCCCCUGGGUUCUAGCUAGCUUUCUAGUGCUAGCUACAGGACUCCCAAAGACGCGCCCAAGCUAAGCGUCAGCCUUACAGAAGACAUCCCUUUUUCUUUUUGCAAUUGGUCCUCAGAACCUCCGCCCUCCUCAAUAACUUGCCUAUGGCGGAGCGGGAACCCUCUAGCUCCCGCCCCCUCACUGGUGAUUGGCAUGGGAUCUGGCUCGUCCCCGCCCUCAAUUGACUGACAUCUCGGCCUCGGCACCGCCCUCAGUCCCCAGGCGCUCCCUGACUGGGGUGGCGGGGACCGUUAGCUGGCCAGGCUGGCAGGCUGCAGGCCGCUACUCCACUGGCAGCCGGGAUGGAGACGAUGCGAGCACAGCGGCUGCAGCCUGGAGUGGGCACUAGCGGGAGGGGCACUCUUCGAGCGCUGCGGCCCGGAGUGACUGGGGCCGCGGCUGCUGCCGCCACACCCCCAGCGGGCCCCCCGCCGGCCCCACCGCCACCCGCACCGCCCCCGCCGCCGCUGCUCGCGUCAGGGGCCCCGGGGCUGCCCCUGCCCCCCGGCGCCGCCGGCAGCCCGGCUGUGCUGCGGGAGGCUGUGGAGGCCGUGGUAAGGAGCUUCGCCAAGCACACGCAGGGCUAUGGCCGAGUGAAUGUUGUGGAGGCACUUCAGGAAUUCUGGCAGAUGAAGCAGUCCCGUGGGGCUGACUUGAAGAAUGGGGCUUUAGUGGUUUAUGAGAUGGUUCCCUCCAACAGUCCUCCCUAUGUCUGCUAUGUCACCUUGCCUGGGGGAAGUUGCUUUGGGAGUUUCCAGUUUUGCCCCACAAAAGCUGAGGCCCGGAGGAGUGCUGCAAAGAUUGCGCUAAUGAACUCUGUGUUUAAUGAACAUCCUUCCCGAAGAAUCACUGAUGAAUUCAUUGAAAAGAGUGUCUCUGAGGCCCUGGCAUCGUUCAAUGGCAACAAGGAGGAAGCUGACAACCCAAAUACAGGGAUUGGUGCCUUCCGAUUCAUGUUGGAAUCCAACAAGGGCAAGUCAAUGCUGGAGUUCCAGGAGCUAAUGACAGUUUUUCAACUGCUGCACUGGAAUGGUAGCCUUAAGGCCAUGAGGGAAAGACAGUGUUCUCGUCAGGAGGUGUUGGCUCAUUAUUCACACCGGGCCCUGGAUGAUGAUAUUCGCCACCAAAUGGCCUUGGACUGGGUGAGCAGGGAGCAGACUGUACCUGGGGCACUGUCUAGAGAGCUGGCCUCCACCGAGAGAGAGCUGGAUGAAGCCCGACUAGCAGGCAAGGAGCUGCGCUUCCACAAGGAGAAGAAAGAUAUUCUCAUGCUGGCUGCUGGGCAGUUGGGCAAUAUGCAUUCUUCCAACUGCUAGGCAUCCACCCACGUACUCCCCAUCCUCACCAGGCCUUUUUGUAUGUCUCCUUUCUAAGACUUAGGAUGAUUUCUGUACAUAUUUUCUCAAUUUUAUACUUUAAAAUAUAGAUAUAUAUGUAUAAAUUCUACACCUGGAUUCCUAUUUGCUAAGAGAUCCCUUUUUUUACUUCCAGUUUUUAGAUUUAAUUUCAGUUGAAACGUCUUCACUUUACAAGGAGGAGCAAGCUGUUUUUGGAGCUCUACUAGCUCUUAAAAUUCCAGACUAACUCUGUGUAGUCAUUUUAGUAGCACAAUAUGAUU